Haemonchus placei is the source of this 1689-nucleotide messenger RNA. The record is from the annotation of a GenBank genome assembly. Lineage: Eukaryota; Metazoa; Nematoda; Chromadorea; Rhabditida; Trichostrongylidae.
AUGCAAAUGCAGUUCUACCUCGGGCUACAUACGACCGUCUGCUUUCGACUUGAAGAGGGCGUCGCAGUAGCCUCGAACCAUACCGAUCACCUCUUCCAGUCACAGUCACAACGUCCAUCCUCUUGGCUUCAUACCGUUCGACUUGAUAGACUGGAGCAUCAUCAUCCGGUAACCCAACGGUACCAGUUUGGCAUACCAGAGGUGAGAGCUGAUUGCAUCUGUGAAUGCAAUGCCGCUUCUGAAAGCUGUACUGCGGAGUCACACCAGUACACCCAAUGUCCUGAAGAUCCGAAUCGCGAUUUUCUCACUUCAUGCUACCGUACGUUCCUUCCCAAUCAGUCGCCAGUAGGAUGUCCUGCCGGCAGCAAUGCCAAACUAUGUUGCGACGUCAAAUUCAGGCCAUACCGGAAUCAGACCUAUACUGCUGUAAAAGUGGAGCAACCUACAACGUUUGCCACUUUCGUAUAUACCGCUUACGACUACAGUAAUGGCCGAUGGAUGGAGAAAGAUCGGAGUACGAUUCGUUCACAAUUAGACGGAGUGACUCAGGAAAGGUAUCUGGAUUCUCAGAGACGGAUUGCUCUGACUGUUUCGGCAGGAGGUCGUGCUUCUCACCAGCUCGAGACUGGUAUGUAUUUUGCCAAUUCGAAUCCUGGUGGAGAGAUGGACGAGCUGAGAAAACAGCCAUUGAAUGAAAUCACCGACAACAACUUUGAUCGACUCGGUUGGUACAGGAUGGAUGAGAACGGAAAAUUCCAUGUGAAUAACGGUAUUGUGAAGAUGGAAGAAAUACAUAAAGCAAAGGUGAAAAAUUGCCAUGAGCAAACCUAUCGAAGUAUAAUAGAUGCGAAGAACUAUAUGCCAGGCAAUUUCAACUUGUCGAAACCCCUGGAGAUGGUCUAUCCAUGGAUUCAAAGUGCUCGAGUCUACGAUGGCACUCAAAGACAAGUAAUCGUCACACAUGCUGAAGGAUCGAACCUUCACGUCACAUUGCAAGUAACCGGUGAAGUCGACGGACAUCGACUAGUGUUCUUCCAUAACUCGUCACGAAUAUCCGAUUUUACGGGCACUAUCAUUGUCGACUCUAGAAGCAACAGAUACUUCAAUGUAACUGUCUAUGGCGCUUCGGGAAAAAUCAACGGCGCUGUAAAGUCUUCAACAGAAAGAGACUCCACUGAGAUAUUCUCAUUCACCACAUACGUACAUGAUCUUAAUGCAUCAAACCGAUCGAUGAUCAUUCCAAUGCCUGCAAUAGUUGAAUCAGGUUCACGAAUGAUCUGUAUGUACGCGGAUGAACAACGUGAGGAGCAGGCUGUCUGUAGGAUUGUGCAAUAUUACGAAACCCCACUCGAGGUUGAUAUCGAACACAACACAUGGCAUGAAAUGGUCGGCAGUUGUCCAUCUUGUAAUCAAAUAAACCUUACAGGCUUCUCUAAAUUUCUGAACCCGAUGUCGUGGGUGAACGGCGUAUCCUCACUUGGAGAGUUUGUGAUGAUGGCCACUGAUGUACUGGUGUACGUCUGUGUACUAGUUGUUAUCUAUGUUGUGCUCACGAAAAUCAUCAUACCUAUCUGUAAAUGCUGGAUCUGUCCGAUGUACAUACUUUCACAAGCGACACACGUAAAACCACAAAAACAGACGAAGCGAAGGAAACCCGAUCAUGACCACGAUGACGGGAUCUGUGUUUGA